Molecule: messenger RNA, 4738 nt
Organism: Microtus oregoni (creeping vole)
Lineage: Eukaryota; Metazoa; Chordata; Mammalia; Rodentia; Cricetidae
Gene: Lrrc19
Product: leucine rich repeat containing 19
Exons: 5
Coding region: 114-1223 (369 amino acids)
Biological process (GO): interleukin-8 production; positive regulation of non-canonical NF-kappaB signal transduction
Cellular component (GO): plasma membrane
Molecular function (GO): protein binding; signaling receptor activity
Source: RefSeq, a predicted model, not a curated record
AAGUGAAACGUGAUCAUGUGACACAGGCUUUUCUGAUGGCGUAGAAGAACCAGAAUAGAUGUCUUGAGCACACCCGUCUCAGAUACAAAAAAGACAAAGGAAAGGCCUUCAUUAUGAAAAUCACACACUUCAUGACCGUGUUUUGGCCACUCUCUAUGCUACUAUUUGACAAAAGUCAGGCCUCUAAAACAGAAGUCAAAUGUAAUUUCACCAGAAGAAAUUAUUCCUUUAUUCCAGAGGGUAUCAGUAACAGUGUUACCAUCCUUGAUCUCAGUUCUAACCAGAUCACUCUGAAUGCUUCAGACAUCAGGGUGCUCCAGAUGUAUUCUUUACUUACUGAGCUCUACCUGAUGGAGAACAGCAUUACUGCCAUACACAAUAAUAGUUUCAGUAAUCUCUCCAAUCUAGAAAUUUUAAACAUCUGUGGAAAUUCCAUCAGUGUAAUUGAACAGGGCUCAUUUGUUGGCUUAAAUAAAGUAAAACAGUUAUAUCUUUGCCAAAACAAAAUAUUACAACUGAAUCCCAAUACAUUUGUACCUCUAUUCAACCUGAGAGUUCUGAAUCUGCAAGGCAACUUGAUAAACCACUUUGAUGUGCCACAACGGUUCCAUCUGGAGCUGCUAACGUUGGAUGGAAAUCCAUGGAACUGCACCUGUGGUCUACUCCAGCUGCAGAACUGGCUGAACACGUCUAAUGUGAUAUUAGAAAAUGAGAACAUCACCACGUGUAGCUACCCAGAUGACCUAAAGCACUACAGCAUUAAGUCAGUACCAUUCACUGCUGAAUGCCACUCUAAAUUUAUUUCCACUAUAACUGAAGAUCUGUAUAUUGAUUUUCCAUCCAUUGGGAAUUCAACUUCUAAUAGCUCUUUAAAAAAUUUAACACGGAACUCAGAACAUGAACCUCUUGGAAAAAGCUGGGCUCUCCUUGUUGGUGUUGUCAUCACUGUACUGCUAACGUCACUCCUCAUCUUUAUUGCUAUCAAGUGUCCAAUAUGGUAUAAUAUUCUGCUUAGUUACAAUCAUCAUCGCCUGGAAGAGCAUGAAGCAGAAACCUACGACAAUGGCCUUACUAGAAACCCAAGCUCCCUUUCACAAAUAACAGAUACAAACUCUGAAGACAUUACAGUAAUAUUCGAACAACUGCAUUCAUUUGUGGAGAAUGAUGAUGGUUUUAUUGAAGACAGAUAUAUAGAUAUCAAUGAGGUACAAGAAGAAAAAUAAUUUAUCAUGUUGAAAAUUUGAAAAAAUAUUUUUAGUCUACUUAUAGCUUAGACAAAAAGAUUUUUAUUUGCAAAAAAACUUUAACAAGCAGACCGUCAUAUUAAUCAGUACCUUAUGUAAAUAUCAUACAAUUUUUUUUGCUGUAUUGCAUAAGCAAGUCCAAAUGCAGUAACUUAUACUCUGGUUAGCUAAAGGCUGAAUAAUUUAUCUACACCACCACCACUUACUAGUGUCAGGAGUAUUCGGAAAACCACAAACUGGUAAAAACAAAGCCCAAGAAUGAUUAUUUACUAACUAAAAUGAACAGAUGCUGGUAUUAACAAAUGCAUGUGUUGCAAUGUCUGAGAUUAUACUAAAAUUUUAACCAAUAAAGGAAUAUAAAAUUUAGAUUUAUAUCAUCAAAGUGAGGAUCUUUGACUACAGAAAUUAGUCUAAUGCUCACAAAUGAAUCCACUGAAUGGAGACUAUUUUUUAAUGCUGCCUGAACCUAAAAAAACAGUUUCCUUAAAAACUGGCAGCAAUUUAAAGCACAGGCACAAUGUUUAGGAAUAAUCCCUAAUAAUCGCUACUGAUUUUGACAGUGAUUUUUAGGAAGGGUUCCACAUACAAUUGCUAUACUCAAUAUUGCAAUGGCUUCUAAACUGGCCAUCACAACUACUCAUGAACUUUCUUUUAAAACACACAUUUCUGUAUCUCUUUUGGGAGAUUAUUUUUCAAAUCAUUGUGAGCUAGAACUGAGGAAUACUUAGGUAAUCUACACAUAUCUGUUUGUGUUUCAAUAAACAGAGCAAUGCUUCCCAAAUUGUUUUCUAGCCGGGCGGUGGUGGCGCACGCCUUUAAUACCAGCACUCGGGAGGCAGAGGCAGGCAGAUCUCUGGGAAGCUGGCCUCCAAGAGCUAGUUCCGGGACAGGCUCCAAAGCUACAGAGAAACCCUGUCUCGAAAAACCAAAAAAAUUUAAAAAAACCAAAUUGUUUUCUAAAACACUGAUUUUCCACAAUGACACUGACAAGCAUCUACAGAAAAAGAAAAAGGUACCUAGUCAACUUACCAAAAGAAUCUAAAUUUAAACAAGGUGAACUAAGAAUCUUUCCUUUAGUAUUGAUAUAGAUUUUACUAAACUGAGGUGUUCUCUGAGUUUUGAAGAGCAUUUACAUAGCAUGUGGAAGACCCUGGGUUUUUACUCCCACAUAUACAUACAUAUGUACACACACACACAUACCACAAAGAAACUUUAAAAUUUACUUGACAAUCAAACCCUUCCUUGGAAAAAUAGCUAAAAGCUCACAGCACAUUAAAAGACCAAAGGACAUAUUCUGGAAACACUAGCCCUAAAUAGAAAGGGUCUAUCUAAAGCAAAAUGGUUACCAAUCCUCGUAUAAUGGAUUAGCUGCAAAUAUAAUUUGAACCACUUACCAGUUUAAAGAGUGCAACCAAAAAUUAGCAAAGUCUGUGAUUUACCAUUCUAUAUGUGGGAAACUCAAUGUAUUUAUCUGAUUAUUUUAGAGAUAAGGCUAUGGCAAAACACUGAACUUUUGAACUUUACUUGUGGAUGAAAUAUGUAACAUAUUUUCUAUGAUUUUCAUCAUCCGCAUACACAGAAGAGCACAGUGACUAGACUUGAAGACGGAGCACAGCUGGAAAUGUGCUGACAAAACUUGGAAUUAGAUACAUGGGCAUACAAUGCUCCGAUUCUGAUGUUCCAAUUUCUAGUUAAUAAAGAUAUUCCAAAAAUGUACAUGAUAACAUCUUACAAAAGACUAGUAAUGUAGAUCGGUUAUAUAAACAGUGCCGAUAAGAUAGCUCAGCAAUUCAACGUCCAUGCACCAAAGCCUGACAAUCUGAGUUCAAUCCCCAGACCAACAUGAUGGACAGAGAGAAUCAAGUUGUCCUCUGAGCUCCACAUGUACACUAUGUUACAAGUGUACCAACACACAUAUACAUACAUACACACACACACAAUAAUAAAUUUAAAAAUUUUUAAAGGUUAUAUAAAUAGUACAUUCAAUUGGAAUGUUCACAGAUGGAAAAUAAAAUAUAUCCCUUGAACCAAAUGACUUAUUUGUGUUAAUACAUAUUUUAUUAUAUUUAUAGUAACACAAAGAAUAUAAACAUAUCUAAUCUUAUGAAUUAUAAAUUAUUUAAGUAUCAAUUUUAAAACAUAAAGCAUCUUUUCCUAAAUAAUCUAUCACUCUACUUAAAUAACAUUUCCUGCUUAGAAGAUCUAAAGAUUAAUUUUUGGGAAAUAGUAUAAAAUUAUAAAUAAGCCCAGAUUAUACCUGAUCUCUUACAUCCAACAUUUUAUUAUUGGGUAGUUAGUAAAUAUCUGACUGAGGAGGAAUAAAUGAACAUAAAAUUGUGACUAAUAUGCUUUUAAAGGACAAUUUUGACUAAUGCGAAACUAGAAAGAUAACUCAAAAUCAUAUAUUUACUAUGUAAACAUUGUUGCAAUCAUUUGCUGAUGCUAUACCUACAACCAGCUUAUAGUAGACAGCUUUUCCAUAAUAAAUCAGAGAAUCAAACCACACUAAAUGAUGGCAAAAGUGGGAGCUUUUUCCAUAUGUUGUCAAGAUGUAUGGCCUUCCUUAGUUCCUCUAAAUACAUAGUCAAGAUUAAGCUAGUGACCAAAUACUUUUCAAAUCUUUUAUUUUUUUAUUUCUAGAAUAUAUACUUUUAAAUCAUAUAACUGUAAAAUUUAUAUAUACAAUUUGGGUAUUAGCAUAACUUCUGAGAUAACGACAUAGGGACACAAAGGUUUUAAAUUCUAUGAAGCAUUCAGAGCUACAAACUUAUAUGUUUGCAUAUACUUUCUUCAUCAGGUUGUUUACUGCAGAAGUAACAUGGGAGUGUAUUUAGUGUUAAUAAACUUCAGUAAUUUUGGUUAAUAACUAACCUUGCUCUCAAACAAAUUAACAGUAGUAAGCUUCUGGAACAGAAUGCUAUACAUAUGUUUAUACACCAUAGCUCAACUUUUAUAUUUACCUUACCAUAUGCUGAAGUAUUUGAUACUGGUCAAAACUAAUUUUAAAAAAUUAUUUUAAUUCACAUUUAUUAUCUUUGUAGGGAUUACUGUUACAUUUUAUUAUGGAAAUCAAAACUAGUUCAUAUUUAGUCUUUAUAAAUAAGUUAUGUAUAAAUUCACAUAUAAUCUAUAGGCAGCAUAGAGUAUUAUAUAUUGUGAGAAUUAUAUUAUCAUAGAGAAUAUAAUUACCAUAAUGUCAGUUAAUGUACAAAGCCUACUGACUAAUAACUGCUUUCAUUAAAGUAGAACUAAAAUGUCAAAAUUAGUUAAAAGUCUCAGUCAAACUCUAAGAGUAGACAUAAAGACAUAAUUCACCUUACAGUUUAAGUUGUUGGAAACAGAAAUCAUAUUUAUACAAUUGGGUAGUUCUUUCUUUUGUAUACUAUUCCGUUCCUUGACAUUAAAAUAGAUUUUGUAUUGAGAUGUUAUGUUAAAUCAAGAAAAAAAUGACACAUUUUCUAUUACAAAUAUAUGCUUGUAACAGGUCAGUAAGA